Molecule: messenger RNA, 3019 nt
Organism: Daphnia magna
Lineage: Eukaryota; Metazoa; Arthropoda; Branchiopoda; Diplostraca; Daphniidae
Exons: 1
Coding region: 1192-2898 (568 amino acids)
Source: RefSeq, a predicted model, not a curated record
CACAAGAAAAAAAAAAUAAAAUAAUAAAAUAAAAAACAAAACCCAAAAAAAAAAAAAAAUAAAAUAAAUAAAAAUAAUAAUAAGAAUAAUAAUAAUAAAUAAAUAAAUACUUAUAAUAAUAACUGGAUUGUUUUUCGGGAGACACUGUUAAUGCUGCAUAAACUCCUGAGAGUCCGUAUCGGCCAUCAUAUAGGAUGCGCCCGAUAAACGCGGAUGAAACUAGCAAUAAAAUUGUAGUUGAUACGCUAAGUCUAAGCUCGUCUACCGUUUUCCCCAUCUCCUUGCUCUAUAUCACCCUUGCUCAUUCUGCCUUUACCCAACUUCCACCCCGUAAAAUUUUUGCCGUACAUAUAUCUCGGGGAAACGCCCCAGGCAACCAUAUGGUGCGCCCUCUAUGAUAUUUUCACCCCUUUUAUUCAUAUAGCCAUAUAGCACUCCCCUUGUAUUCCUUUUUCCCACUCCUACGGUAAACGAAAAAUCAACCUGCCAUAUUUCCAUAAUAACCUUCCGUGACACGACUGUCACGUAGACUGUUCCCCACCCCUUCAUACUAUAGGAUGCUUCCGAUAAAAACGGAUGAGGCUCCAACAGCUAUACGAUUCAAUAGGCUACAUUUUCAGCCAUCCGAUACUAUAACCCGCCCAACCCCACUCCUUACCCCUCUGCACGCUCCUGCAAUAGUGAAUCGCUUUUCUUCGUGUAAACCCCUCAAUAAACGAACUCCCACCACAACCACCUCCCUCCCCCCCACAAUUUAGGAUGUCGGGAAUAAAGCCGGAUACAAACAGCGUAUGCAAACGUACGUUGCGGCAGUCCAUUUCGCCAUCUCUCACUUCUCCCUCCAUCUUCAUCUUACUUCCCCCCAUUGCCCCCCUGCGACAACGCCAUGUUUCCCCCUGUAGCUCCCCUUAUCCGACCAUCGACCCCUAAUACUUAUUACCCCAUAUAAGAUAGGAUGUUUUAGAUACAGAUAGAUAAUAAUAUUAAUAUACGGCCAUAUGCCAUUGCUCUCCACAUAUAUGUCCAUCCCCCCCAAAACCCUAUAAGCGUAUAAAAAAAAAAAACAAAAAAAAACAAACAAACAAACAAACAAACAAAAACAAAAACAAAAACAAAACAAAACAAAAAAAAAACAUUUACUGCCUGGAAAUACGGUAGUAAAUCAAGGUGUUUUUAUGAUUACCACAGAUAAUGCCGACCCUCGUCACGCUACUCCUACUGCUCUCCUCAACCAAUGCAUUCCAGACCACGACAUGCGACUGCAACAAACCAAGCGGAGUCGGACUCCUCCAAUUUUCCGAUGGCUCCUGCGAACCUGCCACACGCAGUUCGAAUACGAAAGUCGACUAUCGAGUCAUGACCGACAAAAAGGCAGCUUUUAACUUCCCGGGAUACAUCUGUGGUAGAUGGAAAUCAAUUAAGCAUAUCACGAUCAAUUUCGUAGGACAAGUUAUUACCGUUCCGGAACGCAUCGCCAUGGAAACGUCGGCGGUAGAGUGUGAUAUAAUGAGACAAUCGAGGCGAUGCAACGAGAGCCCAAUGAUGAAAUCAGAAAACAAAUGGAUAUUUAACCAAGAACCGGAGGACUUCGGUUAUUGGCUAAGAACCACCACUGUGGUUACAGUCAACUGUAUGUUAGAAGAAGUCGUCCUUUCCCGAAUUGACGAAGGAGACAUGAUAAACACGCCACUAGGAAAAACCAACGUAUCUCAUGGAUCUCUAUCCCAUAACCAUUUAACAUUAUUUUGGAUCGACACCUACGGAAAACCAACUGAUAUCGUAAUCCGACAAUUAGAGAAAGGCGUGGGAUUCUGGUACGAAUCUUCAACGAACGGGACUUGGAUCCUCCAAGACGACUCCAAACAGUUGGACUUUCACGUACGGUUGACGUCACGCUGCCAAACCGUGAAAUGCGACAAAAACAUAGACAGUUGGACCGUGAUCGGAGACAACCAUUUGUUCAUCAUUAAAUACCCAUUGGGACCGUCCGCAGUUACCGUACCAUCCAUCAUCAAGGAUAUUGUGACAAAAAGAAAGGACCCUUUAGAUAUCAACAUCCGACAAAACGCAAGAAUCCAGUAUUUAGAGGACGCCGCCAUCCGUCACGAAAAUGAACUUAUCCGCGUCAUUCAGAGCAUGCAGUGUGACCAACGACGUGCUAAACACGCACAAGCCGUGUCAACCGCCCAAUACAAUGGAUGGCUGGCAGCCGCACAGCUGGGUCUUCGGCAAUGCAUCAAACUGAUCGCCACCGGAAACAUCGUCUCAGCCCUACAAUGCACCCCUACAACAGUAAAUUUCACGACGGAUACAACCACUUGUGGACCUCAACCGCGGUUCAACAAUUUCACCAUUGGCCGGUCCGGUUGGGAACUCACUGCUUUCACGCCAUGCUACUGGGCUGGAGGUAUCGUGAAUUUUAACGACAAACCUCACGCCUAUCGCAAUAACACGUGGCAACCGGUCGAAGCAUCCGUCGUCAUCCCACAGCGUGAUUUGGCUGACGCUUUCCGAUAUCAAGACGUCAACUUCUUCGAAUAUCAACAUCAAACCAAUCCCGCUUAUACGGAAGCCCUCAUUAGCCCAAUGGAUAUAAUGGCCGAUAUCACAGCCUCCAUGAACGAACAUUCCCUGACUGUCCCCAAUCAAAUUACAGGGACAUCGGCUAUCGUCGUAUCCGCAGCCGAGAAAGCAGGUCUCGGAACCUUUACCAAUUGGUUCGAGAAUUUUAAAGUCUACUCAUUUAUCAUCCUGCUCAUCGCUAUUUUCCUACUGAUCGCUCGUGUUUGUUACGCCCUCGGAUUUUGUGGUUUGAUAUGGAAAUGUUGCUGUAAGCCCCCACGUCCUCCCCCUAAGGCGGUUUACCAGUCGAGAAGCAGCCGACCCACAGGUCCCUGAAUUUUCUUUUGGAUUGCGGGACGCAAUCUAGUAUGACGGGGAGCGAUGUAACGAAACGCCAAGCGAAGCCCCUUCUUGCCCCUUUUAUUUUUGCUCAAUUAAACUAAGACCUUAUUUCUUA